AUGAAUAGUCAAUCAUCAACACCAAUAUUAUCAUAUAAGACACCAUCAAGUGAUGUUAACUCACCCAUAUCUUCACCGAAUGUGUCUUCUACUAAUUUAGAAAAGACAAAUAGGAAAGUAUCUAGAAGAAAAGCAUUACAUGAUUUUUAUCACAUCAAAGAACAACCAACGCAACCAGUCGAAACAGAAGAAUCAAAGAAGGACAGCAUAGAAGAUGUCAAUUUGAAUGAUCCAGAGAACAUAAAGAAGUUUAUUAACAAUGCUUCCAAUCUUGAGUUAUUAAAAUUUAGAAAUAUGCUUAGUUUGAAACUUUCAUCUUCAAAUCAGACUAAAAAAUCAAUAAUUUAUGAUAAUUAUUAUGAAUUGAUUAAAUUAUCUAAUACACUUGGUGAAUUAUCUGAAAUAAAGCCGAAACUGGAGUUACCGAAGAGUAAAUUGAGUGGGUUUGGAAUAUAUGAAGAACAACCUGAAUUAGAUCAAAAUUAUAUUGAUGAUACUUUGAAUGAAUUAUCUAAUUUUAUCCAGAAUGAGAGUGUGAAAUUUCAAGGUACUUUUGAAGAUGUUGUUAAAAAGCAUGAGUCUAAAGAGUAG
This is a messenger RNA of Insectozyma verbasci, 591 nucleotides long. The record is from the annotation of a GenBank genome assembly. NCBI's taxonomy places the organism in Eukaryota, Fungi, Ascomycota, Pichiomycetes, Serinales, Debaryomycetaceae.